AUGGUGUAUAUCGCCGACAUAGGGCACGUGAAGUAUCAUCGUAUCCCGGCCGCUAUCAAGGAUAGGUGGGACAAAGACGGGUGGAAGGCAGCGUUCGGGCUGUUCACCGAGAUUCGGCAGACAAAUGUCGAGAUCACGACAGACUUGUACAAUGUCGCUAUUGAAGUGUGCGCAAAGGAGCAGCAGUGGCAAAGCGGGCUGUCGCUGCUGAGGGAUAUGUGGAGGGUAAGGUCGGAGCCGGACGUAUUCAGUUUCAAUGCUGUGAUCAGUGCUUUCGCGAAAGUCGGGUUGUGGCAGCAAGCUUCUCUGUUGCUCACGGAAUUGCGGGAAGCGAGGUUGAUGCCGAAUACCAUCAGUUUCAAUGCGGCAAUCAGUUCAUGCAAAAGUGAGUGUCAGUGGCAGCAUGCAUUUAACUUCUUGAGGGAAAUGACAGCGGCGAAGGUGGAGCCAAAUGUCAUCAGCCUCAAUUCUGCGCUGACCGUUUGCGAGCAAGGUGGGCAGUGGCAGCAGGCUUUAUCGUUGCUCAGUGGGUUGUGGUCCGUAAAACUAGAACCAGACAGAAAAAGCUUCUCAGCCGCAAUGAAUGCUUGCGAGAAAAGUCAGAGUUGGCAGGGUUCGAUCUCGCUGCUCCAGGAGAUGUGGAAAUCGAGGACAGAACGGAACAUUCGGAUUUACAAUGGUGCAAUUGGCUCUUGCAGAGGUGGGCAUUGGCAGCAGGCGUUGGCACUCCUCAUGGAUCUGAAAGAAGAAGUACUAAAGCCCAGCACGGUCAGCUACAAUGCUGCAAUCAGCGCGUGCAAGGACGGCGCGCAGUGGCAGUGGGGGCUUUCGUUGUUCAGGAGGAUGCUUCAGACAUGGCCUGGGCCAGAUCCGAGCCUCAAAAGUUUCAACGCCGCGUUGAGUUUGUGCGAGGAAGUCGGGCGGUGGGAGCAAGCGAUGUCGUUGCUCAGUGAGUUCCAGGAAGUUGAGUUGAACGCGAACGUCAGAAGUUUCAACAGUGUAAUCAGUGCGCACAGGAAAGAUGGGCAGUGGCAGCGCGCACUUCUAUUGCUGCGGAUGAUCUGGACGGGGAGGUUGCAGCCAAACGUAAUCAGUUAUGGGGCUGCCAUGAGCGGGUGCGAGAAGGGUGGGUGCUGGGAGCAGGCUCUGUCCUUACUGGGGGAGUUGCGGGAUGAGCAGCUGGAGCCGAACAUCAUAAUCUUCAACUGUGCAAUCAGCGCCUGCGAGAAGGGGAGGCAGUGGCAGCGCGCGCUGUCAUUGCUUGCUGAAAUGCGAGACACGGAGCUUGAGCCGAAUGUCAUCAGCAUCAGCGCUGCAAUCAGUUCGUGCACGAAGUGUGGACAGUGGCGGAAGGGGCUGAUGCUGUUAGGGCAGCUCUGGGAAGCAGGAGUGGAGCCGAAUGUUGUCGCCCUGAAUGCCGCAAUUCACGCGUGCGAGAGCGGCAGGAAGUGGCAGCAGGCCUUGUCAUUGCUGGGAGAGUUUCGCUUGGCGAAGGUUGAGCCGGACCUAAUCCUUGCUCAAACGCCAGACGUGCAACCGCGAGAACGGCCGGGGUCCCCAGAGGCCCCACCUAAAGUCAGGAGAGAAAAAAACACACAGACAAUUAAUCGUCGAUCCCCCAGAAAAUAUAGGAACAUAUGGGAAAUAUAUUGCACCACGUAG
Prorocentrum cordatum is the source of this 1662-nucleotide messenger RNA. NCBI's taxonomy places the organism in Eukaryota, Dinophyceae, Prorocentrales, Prorocentraceae. The record is from the annotation of a GenBank genome assembly.